Messenger RNA from Pseudozyma flocculosa PF-1, 858 nucleotides. RefSeq lists its product as uncharacterized. Gene Ontology annotation, cellular component: nucleus; cytoplasm. The record is from RefSeq and is a predicted model, not a curated record. Lineage: Eukaryota; Fungi; Basidiomycota; Ustilaginomycetes; Ustilaginales; Ustilaginaceae. The coding region runs from base 1 to 858 and encodes 285 amino acids. The transcript is spliced from 5 exons. Gene Ontology annotation, molecular function: protein kinase activator activity. Gene Ontology annotation, biological process: cell division; signal transduction; positive regulation of protein phosphorylation.
AUGAGCUUCUUCAACUCCAUAGGCCGUUCCAUGGGCCGAUCAUCACGUCCCAAGAAGUCGCCCACCCAGACGUCGAUGCCCACGUUUGACCCAAACAGCGCAAACCUCCAGCAAAGCUAUCCGCGCAGCCCGACCUCGGCUUCGGCCUCUGGAUCCAGCCUCGGCGCCAAUGGAAGGCCGCUCUACCUGUGCCAGCCCUUCGUCGGUGCCACGCUGGUCAAGGGCAGCCUCAAGUCGAUCGUCACUGUACCCAAAUACGUCGAUCCAAAGGAAUGGGUCGCAGUGAACCUCUUUGACUUUUUCAACAAUCUCAACCAGUUCUACGGCGUCCUCACCGAAUUUUGCACCAUCCAGAACAACCCCACCAUGUCGGCGGGCGUCGGCCUCGACUACACGUGGAUCGAUCAAAAUCGCAAGCAAGUCAAGCUUCCGGCUCCCCAGUACAUCGACUACGUCAUGACCUGGGUCGGAGGCCUGCUGAGCGACGAGGCCACCUUUCCGACAAAAGCAGCCCGGGAGUUCCCGCCCACGUUCCUCACCACGUGCAAGCACAUCUACAAGCAGCUGCUGCGCGUCUUCGCGCACAUCUACCAUGCCCAGUUCCCGCACCUCCUGCACCUCUGCUGCGAGGGCCACUUCAACUCGCUCUUCGCCCACUUCAUCGCCUUUGGCACCGAAAACCGCCUCUUCGAUUUCAGAGAGUUCAAGACGAGCGGCGGCAGCGGCGGCGGCGCCGUCGCAUCCAACGCCGCGGGUGCCGAACGCGGCGGCUACCCAGGCGUGUGCGACCUCAUCGAAAAGUGGGUCGAGAUUGGCAGACUGGAUCCCGAGUGCAUCGGCACGGCGCCGGCGAGAUAG